Molecule: messenger RNA, 4014 nt
Organism: Penicillium griseofulvum
Lineage: Eukaryota; Fungi; Ascomycota; Eurotiomycetes; Eurotiales; Aspergillaceae
Product: putative nuclear migration protein
Exons: 1
Coding region: 1-4014 (1337 amino acids)
Biological process (GO): microtubule cytoskeleton organization; establishment of mitochondrion localization; maintenance of protein location in cell cortex
Cellular component (GO): cell cortex; mitochondrion
Molecular function (GO): tubulin binding; phospholipid binding
Source: RefSeq, a predicted model, not a curated record
AUGGCCGACUUACAGUCCCCGGCCUCCAUGGCCCACCAAUCCCCAGCACCGUCCUUUAGAUCCAGAUCUCGAGCUCCAUCCAAUGGAAGAUCAAGAUCGAGACCGUCUUUGCGCCGGGAUUCCUCCCCGCCAUCUUCCCCUCCAACUGGCCUCCCAACGCCCGCAUUCUCCCCCGAUGGACAAACAGACGAAGAUGAUAUCAUCGAGGAUACCUUAUCACCUUUUGACCCACGCAGAAUCACGCCCACUCUCCAUGCAUCUCUCGUUUCGGAGAUUCUCUCGCUGCGGCGAGAGAUAGAGAACAAAACCAAGUCGAUCGAUGUAUUGGAAAACAGUUUGGACGAAUCAAGAACGGAAAAUGAAACAUUGACCGCGAGUCUCUCUAAAGCGACCUGGGAAGGGCGCUCGUUGAAACACCAAAUCCAACUACUGGAAGGCGGGACGUCAUCUGCGAUGACCGAGCUAGCUCGGGAGCGGGAUGAAGCGGUGGAGAGCAUCGGCGAUGUUCGUAAAAAGCUCGAGCAGGCACAGAAGAAAGUUCGAAGUCGGGAGGAGAACCUCGAACGAACCCAAUUACUAUGGAGUCGCGACCAAGACUCCUGGGCGGAUGAACGCCGAGCCCUAGAACGCAAGGUUCACGUAGUCGAGGGCCGCUUGAAGACAGUUCUGAACGAGGUGGCAGCUGCCCAAGAGGUGGCGACUAUACAUUCGUCACUACCGAGUGAGAAUGGUGACCUUGUUCAUGACAAGAAUAAAGAAAGCGACUCGGUCAGCGUGGCAUCUAGUAGCCUAAGCCACCGACGCACAAGCGUCACUAGCAUGAGCUCGGAAGAUGAAGAGGCGGUCAUAUUCCAUAGCAUGCGGUAUUCGGUUAUGAGCAUUGCGCCUGGCGUCAGGAAUGGUUCAGGCCUGAACCUGGCGGAGGAACUCAACUUUGAUGACGAGGAUGAGUUUGUUCCAUCUGACGAUGAACUCCCCGUCUCUCCAGAGGCCCUCCCCGAAGAACGUCCAAUGUCGGUUCACUCACAGGGGUCGCAUAGUAUUUCUUCCAAGGCCAGAAGGAUUCUGGGUCUGUCCCUUCAGAGCUCGGACUCACACUCACCCACUGCCAUGGAGUUCCGUGGAUCCCGGGAACUUGGGCUUGCUAACUCGGUGAAAGUCGACUCGGCGGUCGAAUACCGCGACAUCGGCGUUCAGUACUCGCCUCCUCCGUCGCCUACAAUGGAAGCGAAGGUUGUAGACGAAAUUGUUCCUGAGUCCACGAAUAUAGCUUCAGAGCCCGAGAAAGGAGAGGACAACAACGCAAACAUACCUGAAACCAAGGGCAGCGCCACGCUCCCAGCUACACCUCUGAUGGUUUCUACUUCUUGCCAAACAGUGGAUGAUCUUCCAAGUCCUCCAUGGACGCCCAACGUGGCUGAGCCGCCUCAUCCUGUUAAAUCCACCUCAGAGCCGGUGCAAAUGGUAUCGACAUCCACCCAGACGGAUGUCCAUCCGGAAACAGAUGUGCAAAGCGAGAAUCGUCUCAGCUUGAUACCGGAUAAUGACCUAUCCAAGAUGGACAUUCCGAUGAUUGCCAUCCACCCACCAGGCUCAGAGCCACCAUCACCUCGAAACAGUGUCGUUCUUCCGCCGCAAACCAAGAAUAUUGCUUGUCAGGCUAACUUCCGAGAAAAAAUCGAUUGUCGCUCGGUCGCUAUCCAAACCGAAGAGAUCCGUAUCGACCAACGCCCUGUCAAGCUUCCCGCCAGUCUUCUCCCUUCUGCUAUUCAAGAUGUACUACCUCGCUCCGAACCCCAUGAGCCUAGUCUUGAGUCUUACACCGUGCCCCCGCUUCCGCCGCGGUCUGAAAAACGAAACCAGAGACGCCUAAUAACAGACCAUCCGGUUGGUCGUCCGGUGAAACCUCCUAGAGCACCCGGCCCAGAUCAUGUGCAGGCCUACCCUGGUAACAAUGACAAUGGUCCGCUCUCAGAUGGUGCUUUGUCCAAUAUUCGACGACCUCUACGAUCUAGCAGUCUCUUCGCCGGCUUUGAACACAAUAGCGACGAUGAAGGCCCCCAUAGCGAACGUGAUGUCUUCACCGACGAUGAGCUCCUCAACCGCCCAUUUGCUGCAUAUACUGUUAGUCGUGGCAAGCUCAUCACCACUAAAUCACGACCUAGCUUGGACGACAUGGCGCUUCCCGAAGUUGCCGAGCAGCUGUCCUCCCCCGAGUCAAAACCACCCGAUAUUAGCCGCUCUCGGGCUUCCCAACGGUCUGGCACGGCCUCCUCGAGUAUCCGCCAGCCCGGCAUGCGCAAAAUGGCCAUGAUCUCUAGCGGAACCGCCGCACACCAGAAGCCUCGUGCCCGUAGCCCCAGCGAACCAAGCCUCGAGAGCGGCAGUGCAGGCUCAAGCAUUGCACCGCCAUUCCCCGUGCCCAUGCGUCUAAGCUCACGCAAACUCCCGCUCAACGGCAGCGACGGACCACCAAGCCCUACUCGGUCAUCUGGCAGACAGUUCUCAGACCGCGGUCGGCAACCUGUCGUCCGGCGCCCAACCAUCCGCCGGGUACGAUCCGCUGCAGCAACAUCGCAGUCCGAACUUACCGAGAGGCCAGAAACUCGCUCUUCCCCAUCACGAUCGAUCUCUACCUUUUCCCCAGAAAGCCCAACAUACCGACCAUACCGACCGCCGCCGCCGAUGCCCUGUGAUGAGAUCACAGCGCCUCGUGAGCGAUACGGAGCCCCGCAUCGUGCGACUCCAUCUCAAACUUGGAAUCGUGACCAGCGUGAAAGAAAAGAUUCCACCGGCGGCGUGCAGCCAACCAGUGUCGUUGAUGCUAUUGCUCAGACUAUGGUUGGCGAGUGGAUGUUUAAAUACGUCCGUCGGCGCAAAUCAUUCGGGAUGGGCGAGUCUAAGGAGAUUUGGGAGGGCAAAAACCCCGACGAUGUGUCGGCGAAUAUCACGAACAGUGGUGUGCGACAUAAGCGAUGGGUUUGGCUCGCCCCUUACGAAGGCUCCAUUAUGUGGAGUAGUAAACAACCUACCAGUGGGCCUGCAUUGCUCGGCAAGAGUGGUCGGAAGUGUAAGUCUUCAAGGAACUCAUUUGACUUGGUUCGACUAGCAGCUAACGUAGAAUCCAUCCUCGUUAUAGUCACCAUCCAAUCCGUCCUGGACGUCAAAGACGACAACCCCCUACCCAAAGGCGCUGGUUUUUCAACUCCAUUCAACCGCUCCAUCCUUGUGUUAACACCACAGCGCGCUCUUAAAUUCACAGCGCUAACUAUCGAACGCCACUAUGUCUGGCUAACGGCGCUAUCCUUCCUCAGCCAUUCCUCAAUGGGCCUCCAAGAACUUGCAGCCCUACCUCCAGUCCCCCAAGAAGAGUCCCCAACCCUGCCUCACGCCUUCCACCGCCGAAACCCAAUCCGCGACUCCAUCCGCGUUGCGAAAGGCCGUCCCCGCCCAAUGCCAAAGGGCAAACGCUCCUUCAACAGCGCUAGCGCCCCAGCCCCAGUCCCAGAAAUCCCAGGCAGCAGCAUCGACCUAGCAGCCGACGCACCGCAUGUGCCCCGUUUCUCAACCCACAACCGCAAGCGCAGCAACACCGCGCCCCGUCCUCCAGCCCUCCACGCUCUCCGCAGCUUCUCCAGCGCCGGCACUAUACCCUCUUCACACAGCGGCACCACAGCCGGCUCCUCAGAGCUCCACUUUCCCGCCAUGCAGCCCUCAGCCCCACCCCCGGGGAUUGGAAGCCGCCGUAGUAGUAUCAGUCGACGCACUUCCGAGGCGAGUGGUCGCGCUCCCAGCGCGGCGGGUAGCAACAUGUUUGAUAUAGGUACUGUGCGUAUGGAGGCUUUCAUCGAUCACCACGCAGAACAGAUCAAUCGCCCCCGUGCUCCUCCACGCCAGCGCCAUACCCGCAAGACUUCUAGUCAGUGGAGUGAGAGGCGGUAUGAGUUUGACACGCCUUCGGUUCAGGGCAGCGAGUUCUCGUAUCGUCCUGAGGAUCCAUGGAGGGGAUUCUAA